UUUGAACAUGCCUGAAUAAUUUGUUCAAAUGAGUGGUCGUGCUGGUCGACGAGGCAUUGAUGAACGUGGAAUAUGUAUCCUCAUGGUUGAUGAGAAGAUGGAGCCUUCUACUGCUAAAAAUAUGGUUAAAGGGGUAGCUGAUAGUCUAAACAGUGGUUUCCGUGAAAGUCUGGACCAACUAAUACAGUCAUAUGUGGAAAGGCAAGGUCGUGCACCAAUUGACUGGGAUUUGCAUCAAAAGUUACCAACACCAACUCCUGCAUCGAAACUUGAUUGGAUUGAAUUUGAGCCAGAAUAUUUGGUGGAGUUUGAUAAUCCAGAUAUUGAUGAGAAGGAACCAAUUCCACUACGGGAUGCACUUGAGAAGGCGAAACCAUUCUUGAUGUCAUAUGAGGGGAUUCAAAGUCAGGAAGUGUGGGAGAAAACAAUGGAAGAGACAAUGGCGCGAGUUCCAUUGUUGAAAAAGAUUGUUGAUCACUACAGUGGACCUGAUAGGGUAACUACAAAGAAGCGACAAGAAGAAUUAGACAGAGUUGCUAAAACUCUUCCUGAAAGUGCACCAUCUUCAGUAGAACAAUUUACUAAUCGUUCUGUUAUUUCUCUUCAGGUUUGGAACUGUAAAUAUUGAUAUUGUGUUGGGCAUAAAAUGUCUUUUACUUGGGCAGUUGUUUCCCUCUUGUGUUGAUAAUCUUUUUAUAAGUAUCUCUGCCAAUGAUGUUCUAUUGCUUGCUCAUGCAGUUCAGUGUUAAAUGUAUCCUCUUGUGUUGAUAAUCUUAUUUUGUCCUUUUUCUUA
This is a messenger RNA of Glycine soja, 793 nucleotides long. RefSeq names its product ATP-dependent RNA helicase DOB1-like. The coding region runs from base 29 to 628 and encodes 199 amino acids. The transcript is spliced from 4 exons. Lineage: Eukaryota; Viridiplantae; Streptophyta; Magnoliopsida; Fabales; Fabaceae. The record is from RefSeq and is a predicted model, not a curated record.